Messenger RNA from Zingiber officinale, 2608 nucleotides. RefSeq names its product serine/threonine-protein kinase STY13-like. Lineage: Eukaryota; Viridiplantae; Streptophyta; Magnoliopsida; Zingiberales; Zingiberaceae. The coding region runs from base 471 to 1520 and encodes 349 amino acids. The transcript is spliced from 7 exons. The record is from RefSeq and is a predicted model, not a curated record. Gene Ontology annotation, molecular function: ATP binding; protein kinase activity. Gene Ontology annotation, biological process: protein phosphorylation.
GGAUGUUGCAGGGUUCGAUUCCUCUUUUCGUCGUCUGCUCCUCACCUGCCGCCUUCAUCUUGCUCCGAGACCACACCUGGCUCCCUUGGAGAGGUUUUCUGUUCCAAUCUUCUCGGUACAAGGGGGAAGAGGGGAGCUUGGAGUGGAUUGGUUCUGGCAGUGUUAUUCGGCCUUGUCAUGGGCUUUGGGGGUCAUGGAGGUACGCUGGAUGAUUGUACUUGAGAUAGAAUUUCUGAGGGAGGCAGUGGCAUGGACUCGGAACGGAGGCGAGCAGAGGCGCAGAGCUUGUUUUGACGUCUUGUUUUCUUGCCUAAAUCCGGUGAAGUAGCAUCUACGGCGUGAAGGAGAGUGGAAAAGGAGUGAUUUUGUAGAUGGAUUCCUCGUGUUCGGCGUCUCAGCUGCUCUUUGUCUGUUGGUAGGAUUUACUGUGAGGAACAAUUGAUGCUGGAUCUUCUUAAUUUCGCGAAGAGAUGGAAUCUGGGAAUGGAUUCUUUCCUCUCGAGGAGUGCCGCCUAGAUCCGCAGUGGCUCAUCGAUCCCAAGUUGCUUUUCGUCGGGCCCAAGAUCGGGGAAGGCGCUCACGCGAAGGUGUACGAGGGAAAGUACAAGAACCAAAAUGUGGCUGUCAAGGUCAUGCACAAAGAGGACAACCCCGAGGAAGUGACGAAGAGGGAGGGGAGGUUCAUGAGGGAGGUGACUUUGCUCGCCCGUGUUCAGCACAAAAACCUUGUGAAGUUUAUUGGAGCUUGCAAGGAGCCUCGGAUGGUGGUAGUAACUGAGCUUCUUCUUGGAGGAUCCCUGCGCAAGUACCUGAUAAACAUGAGGCCUAGGAAACUGGAGCCUCUUGUUGCAGUUAGUUUUGCGUUGGAUGUAGCACGAGCUAUGGAGUGCUUACAUUCUCAUGGGAUUAUUCAUCGUGAUCUGAAGCCUGAUAACUUGCUAUUGAGCGCAGAUCAGAGGACAGUCAAACUUGUUGAUCUUGGUUUGGCAAGAGAAGAAACAUUAACGGAGAUGAUGACUGCUGAGACAGGAACAUAUCGUUGGAUGGCCCCUGAGUUAUACAGCACUGUUACUUUAAGGCAUGGGGAGAAGAAGCAUUACAACCACAAGGUGGAUGUAUACAGCUUUGCAAUUGUGCUGUGGGAGCUACUUCACAAUCGGCUUCCUUUCGAAGGCAUGUCCAACCUGCAAGCAUCCUAUGCAGCUGCUGUCAAGAACUUCAGGCCAAGUGCAGAUGAGCUUCCAGAGGAGCUGGCUCUGAUCUUAACCUCUUGUUGGCACGAGGACCCAAAUUCACGACCCAAUUUUACUCAGAUAGUUCAGAUGCUUCUACAGUAUCUUUCCACUCUUUCGCCUCCCGAGCAUGUUGUUCCAUUGCAUGCCUUCAGUUCAGAAAAUAUGGUUUUACCACCUGAAUCACCCGGCACUAGUUCUUUGAUGGCAGCACGAGAUGAAAUAGGCGAUACUACGAAGGCCACCAGGGAUAGCAAAGGAUUUUUCUGCUUUGGCCAGUGUUUUUAGUCGCCUGCUACUUUAGGCUCUCCAAAAUGAUUAGUAAAUUCUCAGACAUCCAAUGCUAACCCUACUAUUUGCUGGUUCCUACAUGUAUGUUAGGAAUGAAACAAUAUCUUGCCUUCACCUUGUUUGUAAUUACUUCCACAUUUGGGUUAAAUUACCUGGAAAAAAUACUGGUAGAAUGUCUGAGCUUCUUGAAAUUCAGAGAUCAGAAUUAUUGGGUUAAAUAAAUGUGAAGAUGCCAAGUGCAAUUAUUUUGGACUUAUUGCAGUUGUAGACUUUCAUUCAUUCUUUAAUCUCUCAGUCGAAUGAACUACAACAGAUUCUUUCCCAAGCAAUGCCAGCUGCAAAAGGAAAACAUAGUAAAGAUUUGAUGGAUCAUCAAUCGUUCCAAGUCAUUUAAGGGCACCAGCCCUCUUUCUGCAAGACCACCGUUGCUCCUCUCACUUUCCUCCCUCCCUUUUUGCCAAGGGAAAAGUCCAUUCACCGUGCAUGCGCGACCUUUAAUAAUAGUAGCUUUCCAUCUCAAUGCGUACAGAAGUGCUAGGAGAACGCAGUGGAAUGUGCACUAAGAUAAAGCUAGCCAGCCGAGGACAAUAUUACUCGUCUCUCUUUGUUGUUUUCUUCUUAUCUAUCCUUUCACCUCCUCUUCACUUCUACUUGGCUCACAAAAUUUUAUCUUUCCUUCUUUUACCAGCUGAGAGUGAUGGCAGCUUGUGGAGGCUCCCUUGUGUUCCUCUCCCCAGGAGUUCACCGGAAGUGUCGACGUCAAUCCUGUGCUCGGUCGAGAUGGCGGUUUGCUGGCCUAACAUCUUGUUGAGGAUUACUGGUGCGAUGAUGACGGGGAAUCAAGCUUGCUGGUCCGACGAUCUUUGCUAUUCAGUCAGGCUUAUUUCUGUAAUAUUCAGUCAGUGAGUUGAAUAUAUAUUGCAGAAACUUGUCCUGCAUGGUGGCUAGUGAUACUGAGAGAUAGGAAUUAAUGGAGAAUUUUUGUGGUGGUUGAAUCAUUGAAUCAUCCAUGGGUUGUAACAUGAAAAACACUGUACUUUUAUGGAUUCAAUAUAUUUGACCCCGAUCGUUUUGUUCUUCUUCUA